ACCGGUUUGGAGAUUCUCUCCACCCCUACUAGAAAGUCUGAAAUAGAUGGCUGGAAGGAGAGAGAUCUGAGUGUCUGACCACCGCAAAGGCGCAAACUUCCUUCACGAUUGCCUCGUGGAGCGUGGAGCUUCUUUCUCGUCGCCUCCAUCAUUCCUCUCUACCCGUCUGCAGCAAAGAAAGCUCCCAAUAGCCCCCCCAGCACUACAACCAACCGGAUUCCAACCGCUUUCAAACUGCAAUCCCUAUGCCCGUAGUCCCUGACCCGACCCAACCUAGCGGCAUUCACCACUGGACAUCUCGCCACUGCUGGAAGAAACUCCACCUUGAACAAUCCGCACUCCUAUCGUCUAACAGUUAACAACACCGCGCCUCUAUUAUACAGCCGUAUCCCUGCCCUCUCAGAGGCAUUUGAUCUCGUAUCCAAUCAACGACAUGCCAAUUGGAGUAUCCCGCACUUGUCCUAGGCGUGUCUCUGUGUCCUAGAGGCAAUUCCUUCAAAGGUGUGGCGUGUCAGUCUUUCAUAGCUCUUGUGAGGUAUUGUGUUUUGGAGCUGGGGAAAAAUAAAAAAUAAAAAUAAAAAAUAAAAUAAAAAAGUUUACAUUGUGAAUUGUUAAAAAGAAAAAGGAGAUGAUGGGUAGUACUGGGCAGAGUGAGUCAGCUUAUGCAGCUACUCGUACUGUAUAUGGAGUAUCAGAACCAAUAUCUACUGGUGGCCCGACAGAGAUUGAUGUUGUGAAGAACAACGAGUUGGAAAAAUUUCUUGCAGAUGCUGGAUUGUAUGAAAGUCAAGAAGAAGCCAUUAAAAGAGAGGAAGUCUUAGGGAGAUUGGAUCAGAUUGUGAAGAAGUGGGUGAGGAAUGUCAGUCGUGCUAAAGGUCAUAGUGAACACCUUGCACAGGAAGCAAAUGCGAAGAUUUUCACAUUUGGUUCAUACCGACUAGGAGUACAUGGCCCUGGUGCAGAUAUUGACACAUUAUGUGUUGGACCAAGAUAUGCUACUCGAGAAGACUUCUUUGGUGAGCUUCAUAGUAUGCUGCUCGAAAUGGAAGAAAUUCAGGAGUUACAUCCUGUUCCAGAUGCUCAUGUUCCUGUGAUGAAAUUCAAGUUUAAUGAAAUAUCUAUAGACCUUCUUUAUGCAAAUGUUGCACUCUGGGUUAUCCCUGAGGACUUGGAUGUUUCACAAGAGUCCAUAUUGCAUGGUGUAGAUGAGCAGACUGUUCGUAGUCUAAAUGGAUGCAGAGUUACUGAUCAAGUUUUACAUUUAGUUCCUAGUAUUCAGAGUUUUCGUACUACAUUGAGAUGCAUGAGAUUGUGGGCAAAGCGGCGUGGAGUUUACUCAAAUGUGAGGAAAUUAUAAUAAGACAUUCUCAACUGUUCUACAUAAAUCCUACUCCCUCCGUCCCCCAGUUUUUGUCCACUUUUGACUUUUGGAACUGUUCAUCUAAGCACUUUGACUCAUCAAAUUCUCUCAAUGUGUAAGCCUAAAUAUAGUCAUGUGUGAUCUUGUUUGAUUUGUCUUAACAUAUAGAUUAUUAAUAUAUACUUUCUAUAAUUUUUCAAUAUACAAAUUACAAGAUAAAAUGGAUUAAAGAAGUGCAUUGGAUGGUGUGUAAAAAUGAAAGUGGACAAGUACU
Messenger RNA from Cuscuta campestris, 1634 nucleotides. The record is from the annotation of a GenBank genome assembly. Lineage: Eukaryota; Viridiplantae; Streptophyta; Magnoliopsida; Solanales; Convolvulaceae.